GAACCGGAACGACGUCAUCAGAACCCGACUAACGUUCAUUGUUUUCGAGGGUAGUAAAAGCUUUUCGACCCCCCGCCAGAGAAAACAGUUUUAAGCAUCUUGUGAACCAACGAAAUACUUUAUUAAACUAAUCACCGAUAAAGAAAUGAAUAGUCGCCUACAGGAGAUACGGGAAAAGCAGAAGCUGCGACGCCAGCUUCUAGCUCAACAGUUGGGAGCAGAGAGUGCGGACAGUAUUGGCGCCAUUCUGAACAGCAAAGACGAACUGAAGGAGAUUGAAGAGACCAGAGAGACAUGCAGGGCAUCGUUCGAUACUGCCGGGCCGAGCUCCAAGAGGAAGCUUCAGGUGGAGGGAGAGGACACAGAGGAGGACGUUGAGGAGCAGAAGGAAGAGUUGGAGGUGCUACCGCCAGAUGAGAGCAACCCUUAUGAAGAGGUCUACAAGGACUCUACCACCUUCCUCAAGGGUACCCAGAGUCUGAACCCCCAUAAUGACUACUGUCAACACUUUGUCGACACCGGACAUCGACCACAGAACUUCAUCAGAGACGUCGGUCUGGCUGACAGGUUUGAAGAGUAUCCUAAACUCAGAGAGCUGAUCAGACUGAAGGAUGAGUUGAUCUCAACCACCAACACCCCCCCCAUGUAUCUGCAGGCCGACCCAGAGCACUUUGACCUGCGUGACCUGAAGACUAAGUUUGAUGUGAUCCUGCUGGAGCCUCCGCUGGAGGAAUACUACCGAGAGUCAGGAAUACCCCACACAGAACGCUACUGGAACUGGGACGAUAUAAUGAAGCUGGAGAUAGAGGAAAUAUCAGCCCUGCGUUCCUUUGUCUUUCUCUGGUGUGGAUCAGGAGAGGGACUGGACCUGGGGAGAAUGUGUCUGAGAAAGUGGGGUUUCAGACGUUGUGAGGAUAUCUGUUGGAUCAAGACCAACAAGAACAACCCUGGAAAGACCAAAACCCUGGACCCUAAAGCUGUGUUUCAGAGAACCAAGGAACACUGUCUCAUGGGUAUUAAAGGAACAGUGCGGCGGUCUACAGAUGGGGAUUUCAUCCACGCCAACGUGGAUAUCGACCUGAUUAUCACCGAGGAGCCUGAGAUCGGGAACGUGGAGAAGCCGGUGGAGAUAUUCCACAUCAUAGAACACUUCUGUCUGGGGAGACGUCGACUACACCUGUUUGGACGAGACUCUACUAUCAGACCAGGUGAGAUAUUCCAUAUUAUAGAACACUUCUGUCUGGGGAGACGUCGACUACACCUGUUUGGACGGGACUCUACUAUCAGACCAGGUGAGAUAUUCCAUAUUAUAGAACACUUCUGUCUGGGGAGACGUCGACUACACCUGUUUGGACGAGACUCUACUAUCAGACCAGGUGAGAUAUUCCACAUCAUAGAACACUUCUGUCUGGGGAGACGUCGACUACACCUGUUUGGACGGGACUCUACUAUCAGACCAGGGUGGUUGACAGUAGGUCCUACUCUGACCAACAGUAACUUCAACUCAGAGUCUUACUCCUCCCACUUCUCAAUCACACAGUCUCACCUCUCAGGCUGUACAGAGGAGAUAGAACGUCUGCGACCCAAGUCACCUCCCUCCAAGCUGAAGUCAGACCGUGGAGGGGGGUCAUCCCGUGGGGGGCGUGGGGGUCCUAACGCCGGCCGGGGGGGGGACAGGGGCCGGGAGAGGAACAGGUCCUUUAGAGGGGACAGGGGAGGGUUCAGAGGUCGGGGGGGUCCACACCGCGGGUUCCCACCUCGCUAGGACAGACGGUUCAGAGGGGGGGUCCACACCGCCGGACAGACGGAUUAUACUGAGAGAUGGUCGGACACUCAUAUUCUAUACCCUCGUCCAGAAGUGUCCUCUCCUUCUCUCCUAGUGAUUGGGUUGGUGCCCCAGUCCUUUUAAAUCCACCAGGGGGAGUGAACGAGUGCACACUUCAGGAGAAGGGUGGACAGGAGCCACUCCCACCCCUCUCUCUCACUCACACACACACACACACACACCUCUCUCUCUCACACACACACACACACACACACACACACACACACACACACACACUCCCACCCCUCUCUCACACACACACACUCCCACCCCUCUCUCACACACACACACACACACACUCCCACCUCUCUCUCUCACACACACACACACACACACACACACCCCUCUCUCUCUCACACACACACACACACCCCCCUCUCUCACACACACACACACACACACACACACACACACACCCCUCUCUCUCACACACACACACACACACACACCCCUCUCUCUCACACACACACACACACACACACACACACACACACACACACCCCCCUCUCUCUCACACACACACACACACACACACACACACACACACACACACACACACCCCUCUCUCUCUCACACACACACACACACCCCCCUCUCUCACACACACACACACACACACACACACCCCUCUCUCUCACACACACACACACACACACACACACACACACACACACACACACACACACACACACACACACACACACACACACACACACACACACCCCUCUCUCUCACACACACACACACACACACACACACACACACCCCCCUCUCUCUCACACACACACACACACACACACACACACACACACACCCCACUCUCUCUCUCACACACACACACACACACACACACACCCCCCACUCUCUCUCACACACACACACACACACACACACACACACACACACACACACACACACACCCCCCUCUCUCUCACACACACACACACACACACACACACACACACACACACACACACACACACCCCUCUCUCUCUCACACACACACACACACACACACACACCCCCCUCUCUCACACACACACACACACACACACACACACACACACACACACACACACACACACACACACACACACACACACACACACACACACACCCCCCUCUCUCUCACACACACACACACACACACACACACACACACCCCUCUCUCUCUCACACACACACACACACACCCCCCUCUCUCACACACACACACACACACACACACACCCCUCUCUCUCACACACACACACACACACACACACACACACACACACACACACACACACACACACACACACACACACACACACACACACACACACACCCCUCUCUCUCACACACACACACACACACACACACCCCCCUCUCUCACACACACACACACACACACACACACACACACACCCCCCUCUCUCUCUCACACACACACACACACACACACACACCCCCCUCUCUCUCUCACACACACACACACACACACACACACACACACACACACACACACACCCCCCUCUCUCUCACACACACACACACACACACACACACACACACACACACACACACACACACACACACCCCUCUCUCUCUCACACACACACACACACACACACACACCCCCCUCUCUCACACACACACACACACACACACACACACACACACACACACACACACCCCUAUCUAGAUGGUUGGAGAGUCUUCUGAUCCAUAGAUUGAUAAUAAACAUGUUUUUAUUAAUGUUUUUUUUUGUACCUUCUAAUAAAACAUCAGAACCAUUAA
Messenger RNA from Salvelinus fontinalis (brook trout), 3604 nucleotides. It is a transcript of the gene mettl14, whose product is annotated as methyltransferase 14, N6-adenosine-methyltransferase subunit. The record is from RefSeq and is a predicted model, not a curated record. Gene Ontology annotation, molecular function: mRNA binding. NCBI's taxonomy places the organism in Eukaryota, Metazoa, Chordata, Actinopteri, Salmoniformes, Salmonidae. The transcript is spliced from 12 exons. Bases 146 to 1765 code for a protein of 539 amino acids. Gene Ontology annotation, cellular component: RNA N6-methyladenosine methyltransferase complex; nucleus.